Molecule: messenger RNA, 2815 nt
Organism: Chenopodium quinoa (quinoa)
Lineage: Eukaryota; Viridiplantae; Streptophyta; Magnoliopsida; Caryophyllales; Amaranthaceae
Product: MACPF domain-containing protein At4g24290-like
Exons: 7
Coding region: 632-2437 (601 amino acids)
Biological process (GO): plant-type hypersensitive response; regulation of salicylic acid mediated signaling pathway
Cellular component (GO): plasma membrane
Source: RefSeq, a predicted model, not a curated record
CAUAAAAAAUAACAUGAGUUUUAUAAAACCUGGAAUACCGUGUGUCCGUGUGCAUGGUACUUUAGGAGUAUGUAGAAAUUGCCAACACGCAAUAUUCAUGCUUUUUCAAUAUUUUCAUCCUUGAUCCUAGAUUUGACCAUUCCAAGAUUUGACCAAUCUAUUCCCCUUUUCUCACUCUUUCCCCCCAAAAAAUCAAUAACAAAACCCAAGUAAAGAAAACAACACCAACUCUUCUUAAUCUUUGGUGAAACACAUCAAUUACGCUACUAUGCAGCAGUUAGGAGCCUCUUCCUUUCUCAUCCCCUUUUUUCUUCCUGCUUAAUUUCUUCCUAAUUGCUAAUUUAGGGUUUCUUAUCUUUCUCUCUCCUUUUUCGCCAUUCUCAGGAUUCGAGCUUUAUUGACUCUAUUCUCCUACAAAUCCCUAAUUUUACUCCUCUAUCGUUUUCCCAAUUCAUAUUCGAGCUUAGAUUUUCGCAGUAUUACCGCUUCAAUCCUCAACUUUCGGCUAUAUUACAUAGGGUUUGAGUAUUGAAAUUCAUUUGAAAGGUUCAAGGUUGAACUUCAAGAAGUUGUUAAAUUAUUUUAUUUUUUUGCAUAAAAUUGGAGUAUUUUUUGAGUGAUGUUGGUGUAAAUGGCAUUGAAAUUAUCGGCUGCGAAAGCAGCUGAAGUGGCGAUUGGAUCGAUUGGUCGUGGAUAUGAUAUUUCGGCCGAUCUUCGGCUUAAAUUUUGUAAAGGAGAAACAUUGGAUUCUCAUUUGAUUGUAAUUGAUGAAGAUCAUUGUCAAGAAAUUGCUUUGCCCGGUGGAAUUAGUGUACCUAAUGUACCUAAUUCUAUAAAAUGUGAUAAAGGCGAACGAACGAGGUUCAGGUCUGAUGUUCUAUCUUUUCAACAGAUGUCUGAACAGUUCAACCAAGAGAUAUCAUUAACAGGUAAAAUACCCUCUGGCCUCUUCAAUUCUAUGUUUGACUUUUCGGGAUGCUGGCAAAAGGAUGCAGCCUACACAAAAACAUUGGCUUUUGAUGGGGUUUUCAUUACCCUGUAUACUGUUGCUUUAGAGAAAAGUCAGCUAGUAUUGCGUGACCAUGUUAAACAAGCUGUCCCCUCGUCAUGGGAGCCUGCUGCACUGGCAAGGUUCAUUGAAAUAUUUGGGACACACAUUAUUGUUGGGGUAAAGAUGGGAGGAAAGGAUGUUGUAUGCGUAAAGCAACAGCACUCAUCACACCUUCAACCUGCUGAAGUGCAGAAAAAGUUAAAGGAGAUAGCCGACAAAAGGUUUUUAGAUGCAAAUGGGCAGUACGACAUGAACUCUGGUCAUAUUUUUCAGGAUGGAAAGUUUGAUGUUCGGGAACAACGUCUGAGAUUUGCUGAUAUGAGUCCUUCUUGUUCAUAUUCACACAAGGAGGAUAUUACUAACAUCUGCAAGAGGAGAGGAGGAAAUGAUAAUAGGAAUGUUCCUCAUCAUGAGUGGUUACAAACUGUACAAUCUGAGCCAGAUGUGAUUUCCAUGUCCUUUAUCCCUAUCACAUCUCUAUUGAAUGGUGUCCCUGGAAGCGGGUUCUUAAGCCAUGCAAUAAAUCUUUACUUACGCUACAAACCACCGCUUGAAGAGCUUCAUCAAUUUCUGGAGUUUCAACUACCAAGAACAUGGGCACCUGUGUUCAGUGAACUUCCCUUGGGUCCUCAACGCCGGCAACAAAACUAUGCUUCUUUACAGUUCAGUUUCAUGGGCCCAAAGCUUUAUGUGAAUACCACACCGGUUGAUGUAGGUAAGAGGCCCGUGACUGGCCUACGGCUUUAUCUUGAAGGUAGGAAAAGCAAUCGUGUGGCUAUCCACCUGCAGCAUUUGUCAUCUCUUCCUAAGAUUUUUCAAUUGAAGAAUGAUUCUGCCGGAAAUUUUUUGCAAGAACAAUAUGACCGGAGAUUUUAUGAGAAAGUUGGAUGGAAGAAUUUUUCUCAUGUAUGCACAGCACCGGUUGAGUCUGAUGAAGAUCUUUCAAUUGUAACUGGAGCCCAGCUGCAAGUUGGUGAUUAUGGGUUCAAAAAGGUACUCUUUCUUAGACUCCGUUUCUCCACAGUUCUGGGAGCCACACCAGUAAAAAACUCAGAGUGGGAUGGAUCACCAGGUUUGGGCCGCAAGUCAGGGCUCAUAUCAACCUUAAUUAGCCAACACUUCACGACUGUGGCAAAACCACUGCCACAGCCAGCUGAUGUGAAUAUCAAUUCUGCUGUUUAUCCUGGUGGUCCUCCUGUUCCAGUUCAAGCACCCAAACUUCUGAGAUUUGUUGACACCACAGAAAUGACAAGAGGACCACAAGACACUCCAGGCUAUUGGGUUGUUUCUGGUGCAAAACUCGUUGUUGAAAAGGGUAAAAUCUCACUUCGCGUGAAAUACUCAUUACUUACUCCUAUUUUACCUGACGAGGAUGAGUCGGAAUAACUGCAUAGUAGUCUCCUCAUUUCUGGAAUUGGGUUAAAAUCUCUGGAUAAAUCAUUUGAAGGAAAAUUUGUUCUGGAGUAAAUGGGUGGAGUUUUCACGAUUGCUUGUGUAAUUUUUUUUGGAUGCAAAUCACCGUGCAACAGAGUGUGAAAGGUGGUGGGCAUUAUCGGCAAUUUUUAUGGUGGUUGAUCCGUGAACUUUUGGUUAUAUCCUUUUCACUUCACCUAACGAAAAAAAAAAAAAUGUAAUUGUAAUGUAAUUUGUCAAUCUUCAUUUAUAAAAAGGAGAAAAGAGGCCAGGUAUUUGCAAUUGAAGACUUGAAGUGCUUUUGUAAAUUCUAUUGCUCUUAUUUCGUGUUUAAGGGUUAUUGUCUCAUUA